GUAGUUGGAUGCUCUCCGCCCUUGUCGUCCAGCCUCUGCCUCCCUUGCCGCUGCUACAAGCUUGGAUGCGUGCCUUCGUCUCUGACUUUUAAGUUUUAACUCUCUUUUGCUCCGCCACUCGAUCGAUCUUGCCGCGCCGUGGGGGUAACGUACGUUACGCGGCGUACGUCCGACGGCAACCGAAUUGCCUUAAAUCGAUCCCGUCACCGGCCGGCUUGGGAAACGCGCGUCGUCGAUGGAGUGCCUGCUGGGGCUGAUCAAGGUGCGGGUGGUGCGCGGGGUGAAGCUUGCCAUCUGCGACCCCCUCACCCACAGCAGCGACCCCUACGUCGUCCUCCGCCUCGGACAACAGAAAGUAAAGUCCAGUAUCAAAUAUAAAACCAUCAACCCAGAGUGGAACGAGGACCUCACCUUGUCUAUCACAAACUGGACGAUCCCGGUUAAGAUUGAAGUCUUUGACCAUGAUACUUUCACCAAGGAUGACAGCAUGGGCGAUGCAGAGUUCUCCAUCCUCGACUUCGUCGAGGUCGCCAAGAAGGACCUGACCAAUGUCUCGGACGGCACAGUGAUGAAGACGAUCCACCCUGAGAACGAGAACUGCUUCGCGGCCGAGAGCCAGAUCGUAUGGAAGGAAGGCAAGGUUUCCCAGGACAUUGUCCUGAGGCUGAGGAACACCGAGACCGGCGAGCUCAUCCUGCACCUGGAGUGGGUAAGCAUCCCAGGUCUCGGGCAUUGAAUCGCAGCAGCAAAAAUAUGGCUGGUGACGUCCAUCGUCUAAUUUCUAUGAUUGUAUGUAAUGUUGCUCCCUUUAUGAGGUAUGGAAAAUAAGCAACAUCCUGGUGAGAUCCUGACAUCAGUAGGAUGGGUGCUAUGUAAGGCAACAGGCUUAUGCUACUGGGGUAAUGCUUGUUUUCAGUUUUGGUUCUCCAAACGUUAUAUGGCUUUUUAAUCCACAAAGGUAUAUUUUGUCCUGAGACACCUGUAUAGAUUCUCCAUAUAAUUAUACUACUCCCUCCGUCUCA
Molecule: messenger RNA, 1022 nt
Organism: Brachypodium distachyon (stiff brome)
Lineage: Eukaryota; Viridiplantae; Streptophyta; Magnoliopsida; Poales; Poaceae
Product: protein C2-DOMAIN ABA-RELATED 5
Exons: 3
Coding region: 236-736 (166 amino acids)
Source: RefSeq, a predicted model, not a curated record